Pollicipes pollicipes is the source of this 4655-nucleotide messenger RNA. Its product is annotated as CCR4-NOT transcription complex subunit 1-like. The record is from RefSeq and is a predicted model, not a curated record. Gene Ontology annotation, molecular function: molecular adaptor activity. Gene Ontology annotation, biological process: nuclear-transcribed mRNA catabolic process, deadenylation-dependent decay; negative regulation of translation. Gene Ontology annotation, cellular component: P-body; CCR4-NOT core complex. Lineage: Eukaryota; Metazoa; Arthropoda; Thecostraca; Pollicipedomorpha; Pollicipedidae.
AUGCCAACCCCAGGCUACAACGGCCUUGGGCUGGCACUGCGCUACGUGCUGGACGCCGUCAAGAACCAGCCGGGCUCCAAGAUGUACUACUUCGGCGUGCUGGCGCUGGACCGGUUCCGGCCCCGCCUGCGCGAGUACCCGCAGUACUGCCAGCAUCUGGCCACCAUCCAGCACUUCAGCCAGUUCCCCAGACACUUGAUGGAGUACGUGGAGUGCGGGAUGCGCUCCCAGGAGCCGGCCGGUCGGCCCGAGGGCUCUGUGUUGCCGGCUCACCUGCAGUCGCUGCUGGCGACGCCGGCGGCGCCGGCCGGCAGCGCCGCCUCCUCGGCCGGCGCCCGGCCCACGGUGCUCACUGCCGCGCUCGUCUCCGGCCGGCCGUCCAUAGCCAACACGACGAAUAUCGAGACGCUGGUGAAGGCGCUGCAGGAGGCGCCGCCGCCCUCCGAGGUCGUGCAGGACAAGGUCGGCUUCAUCUUUAACAACCUCAGCCAGCUCAACCUCAGCCAGAAGUGUGAGGACCUGCUGGCCGUGAUGGAGCGGGACUACUGGCCCUGGUUCGCGCAGUACGUGGUGAUGAUGCGCCGCGUCAGCAUCGAGCCCAACUUCCACACGCUCUACGCCAACUUCAUGGACGCGCUGGAGCUGCCGCAGCUGUUGCAGCUCUGCUUGCGCGAGCUGUACAACAAUAUCCAGGUUCUGCUGCGAGCAGACAAGGGCGUGGAGAAGUUCAACGACCGGACGAUCUUGAAGAAACCUGUGGCCUGGCUGGGCUUGAUGUCCAUCGCCAAGAACAAGCCGAUCCUUCAGACGGACUUGGACAUGAAGUCGCUGGUCAUCGAGGCACCACCUGGGUGUCAGGAGCUUCUGUACGUGGUGCCGUUCGUUGCCAAGGUUCUCGAGUCGUCCGCGAAGUCCAAGAUCUUCAAGCCGCCGAAUCCUUGGACACUGGGUCUGAUGAACCUGCUGGCAGAGCUGCACCAGGAGCAGGACCUCAAGCUCAACCUCAAGUUCGAGAUUGAGGUGCUCUGCAAGACACUUUCGCUGGACGUGAACGAGCUGACGCCCAGCCAGUGCCUCAACGACCCGCUGCGACAGCAGCGGCUGCCCGUGCAGCUGAAGCGGCCCAGCCUGACGGCGCCGCCAGCCCUGCCGCCGCCGCCGCCUCCGCUGCCGGCGACGGCGCCCCGCUUCUCGUUCGGGGACAUCAACACCAGCAGCAUCGCAGGCCUCGCUCCACACAUCACCAUCAACGUCACGCUGCCGCUGUUCCAGUCGGAAUCCGCAGCUGAAGCAGAUCGUGAGGCCGGCCGUGGAGCGCACCGUCCAGGACUGGCUGCCCCGCGCGCCGUCGAACGUAACUGCAAGAUGGUGCUCAGUCUGACGGCCGGACUGACCCUCAUCAACUGCCGCGACCACCUCGCCGUCUCCAUAGCCACCAACGUUCAAGGCCGCCCCUGCCUCGGCACGGUCCGGACGGCCACCACGCCGCAGCAGCAGGAGUUCAUGGAGCAGACGGCCGGCCGGGUGGCGGCCGACAACGUGGAGCUGGCCUGCUGCUUCAUCCAGAAGACGGCCGUCGAGAAGGCCAUCCUGGAGGUGGACAAGCGGCUCAUGGCGGAGUACGACCUGCGCAAGAGGGCGCGCGAGGAGGGACGUCGCUACGUCGACCCGCAUAUGGCCGUUUACCACGAGUCGCACAUGCCCGAGCCGCUGCGCCUGGCGGCGCUCACCGCCCGCCAGGCGGCCGUGUUCGAGGAGUUCGCGCGCUCCGUGCCCGGCUUCGCCGCCACGCCGGAGGUGGCGCCGCCCGCCUCCAGCGGUGUGGCACUGGGUCCACCACCGCUGCGCGCCUCUCAGCCGCCGCCGCCGCCGCCGCUGCCGCUGCCGUCCGCCGCCAGCGACGAGCUACCGGCCCUGCUGGAGAAGCUGUCGCUGGAGCUGCAGGCGGCCGUGCACAGCCUGCACCCGGCGGCGGCGGCCGCGCCCCAGGCGCAGGCGCUCGCCCGCCUUGCCAAGGACGUCUCGCUGAGCGCGGCGGCACGUGACCCCAACGCCCACGUCCACCUCGUCAAGAUGGCGGUGGACGGCCUGCUGGAGUACAUGUCGCAGCUGCCGGCUGACCCGGACCUGGCCGUGCGCUGUCGCGACGGCCACCUGAUGGUGCUGCGAGCACUGCAGGAUCCGCGCGCGCACGGACCGCAUUGGGUUCAGAAGCACGUCACUAGCCUGGUGAUAGAGUGUCGGGAGGACCAGCGGCUGAACCUGGAGGCGGUGGACGCGCUCAUCCGCGCCCGGCUCGUCUCCACGCAGCAGCUCGAUGCCCACCUGGCGCACGCCAUGGAGGCCGGCAAUUACAGCCUGAUGGGCCUCAGUCUUCAGCUGCUUCAGGCGUUCCUGGUGGACGACCGCAGCAACGCAGUCACGGAGAACGACUUCAUGAACACGCUGGACGCGCUGGCGAAGCUGGCCCAGCAGCCCGGCUGUCCGGAGAACAUCCCGCUGUUGCUGGAGCAGGUGCGGGCCGGCGGCGCGGGCCGCGAGCCGCCGUUCCCGGCCGACCGCAGCCCGAGCGGCCCCACCGCCCACAUCCACAAGGGCAUCUCGCAGGCGCGCGAGUUCGACGACCCGCCCGACAUGCAGCAGAAGACCGAGUACCUGCUGAGGGAGUGGGUGCAGCUGUACCACAUGCCCAGCUCCGGCCGCGACUCCACCAAGGCGUUCACCAUCAUCGUGCACCAGAUGAACGUGCAGGGCAUCUUGAAGACUGACGACCUGAUCACGCGCUUCUUCCGGCUGUCGACCCAGAUGUGUGUGGACCUGAGCUACCGUGCGCUGACGGACUCUGCGGUGGGCUCGCCGGCCAUGGUGCGCUCCAAGUGCUUCCGCACGCUGGACGCGUUCGUGCGCCUGAUCGCGCUGCUGGUCAAGCACAGCGGCGAGUCGCCGCACGCCGUCUCAAAGAUCAACCUGCUCAACAAGGUGCUGGGCAUCGUGACGGGCGUGCUGCUGCAGGACCACGAGGUGCGCAAAACGGAAUUCCAGCAGCUGCCCUACCACCGCAUCUUCAUCAUGCUGCUGCUUGAGUUGAACGCGCCAGAGACGGUCCUGGAGGCUAUCAACUUCCAGGUGCUGACGGCCUUCUGUAACGUGCUGCAUAUCCUGCGGCCGGAGAAGGCGCCCGGCUUUGCGUACGCCUGGCUCGACAUCGUCUCUCACCGCGUGUUCAUCGGCCGCAUGCUGGCAGUCACGCCCCAGCACAAGGGCUGGGGGCCGUACGCGCAGCUGCUGAUCGACCUCUUCAACUUCCUGUCGCCUUUCCUGCGGAACGCUGAGCUGGCCAAGCCCGUCACCAUCCUGUACAAGGGCUGCCUGCGCGUGCUGCUGGUGCUGCUGCACGACUUCCCAGAAUUCCUGUGCGACUACCACUACAACUUUUGCGACGUCAUCCCGCCAAACUGCAUCCAGAUGCGCAACCUGGUGCUGUCGGCCUUCCCACGGAACAUGCCGCCGCCGGACCCGUUCACCAGCAAGCUGCAGGUGGACAUGAUCCCCGAGAUCCGCGAGGCGCCCAUGAUCCAGACCAACUUCGCCUCGCUCAUCCAGCCGCCCAGCUUCAAAAAUGAGCUGGACACGUACCUGAAGGCGCGCACGCCGGUGACGUUCGUCACGGACCUGCGCUCGACGCUGCAGACGGGCGCCCAGCCCGGCAGCCGGUACAACGUACAGCUGAUCAACGCGCUGGUGCUGUACGUGGGCACGCAGGCGAUCGCCGCCAUCCAGAGCAAGGGGCUGCAGCCGAGCAAGCAAACAAUCGCGCACAGCUCGCACAUGGAUAUCUUCCAGAACCUGGCUGUCGACCUGGACUACUGAGGGUAGGCUCAGGGCCGGUACCUGUUCUUGAACGCCAUUGCCAACCAACUGCGGUACCCGAACAGUCACACCAACUACUUCCUCAACCUGCUGCUGUAUUUGUUCGCGGAGGCGAACACGGCGGCCAUCCAGGAACAGAUCACCAGGGUUCUGCUCGAGCGGCUGAUCGUCAACCGGCCGCACCCGUGGGGCCUGCUCAUCACCUUCAUCGAACUCAUCAAGAACCCAGCGUUCAAGUUCUGGAAGCACGAGUUCGUGCACUGCGCGCCCGAGAUCGAAAAGCUGUUUGACAGCGUGGCUCGCUCGUGCGUAGCGCAGGGUCAGAAGGUGGCGGCGGCGGCGGCGCGGCGGCCGCCGCCCCCUCAGCCGACCGGCGCCGGGCCCGAGUAGUGCCGCGCCGCGCCGCGGGGUGGCAGCACCGGCCAGCGGCUCAAAGACAGACGGGUGACGCGCAGGUCGGGUCGACGGCGCCCGUACCAGAGACGCCGGUAGUGCGUGGGUGAGGGAGGGGGGCAGGGGGUCGCGACCGGCACUCGCCGGCGCGUGCUGGCAUUCUGCCAGUCGCACACUGCAGAGCUGUGAACCUCAAAUCGGCUGUUUUGUCUGCGAGGCUGCAUGGUUGUGUGAGGUUGGCAGAGACGGGGCACUGCGAUCACCUAAUCAGUUUUAUGUGGUUUUGAGACGUAUAUAUGCCAGGCUGCCUGCCGGACAUGUUUCCCUUACUUUGAGUGGUCAUGCGAGUUCCACUGUAGUUUUGUAUAUCUGCAAAUAAACACAGCAAGGUU